CCUUUAGUUUGCCAGCCUAGAUGUGAAGGACCGUCCGCACUUCCUUCAAGAGGAAACUCGCUCUGACGUAGAGAAACCGGAGCGGUGCGGUAAUUCUGCUGUUUUAGUGAAACUGUGCGUUCUCUCACAUUCCUGUCAUACCGAAAUAACCGCGUUUGGUGACUUUAGGACGAACAGAAUAAACACAGCCACGGUGAGCGACAGACGAAAGGGUAAUAAGCGGUGUGUAACCUGGUUUUAGGCAUGGCUGAUCUGCUGAGGCUGCUGCUCCGGGUGGCAGAGAAAGCGGCUAACGUUGCUCGUGUCUGCAGGCAGGAGGCUCCCCUCUUCCAGCUCCUCGUACAAGAGAAGACCGGAGAUGACAAGAACAAGAAGUUCGUCCAGGACUUCAAGACGCUGGCUGACGUGGUGAUCCAGGAGAUGAUCCGGCAUGAUGUUGGUGUUAAGUUCCCUGAGAUGGCAGACUUCAUCAAUGGAGAGGAGUCCAACAAGUUUGAAAAUGGGCUAGGAGAGAGUGUGACGGUGACAGUGUGCGCUACAGAGGAGGACACCGCGGCUCUGCUGGCCUCCGUGCUGGACGGCGACCACACCGCGGCCUCUCUGCUGGCCCGGGCCAUCCACCAGGACCCGGCGAGCAUCCAGGCCGACACCGACGGUCUGACGGUCCCCCUCAGCCCCUCAGAGCUCGGCAUCUGGAUCGACCCCAUAGAUGCCACCAGCCAGUACAUAGAGGGCAGAGAGGAGGUGCUGGAGGAGGGCCGCCUGUUUCCCUCAGGUCUGCACUGUGCCUUGGUCCUGAUCGGGGUUUAUCUCCGCAGCACAGGCGAGCCCGUCAUGGGCGUCAUCAACCAGCCGUUCAACUACAAAGACCCAGCAGGUGGAGGCUGGAAGGGGAAGCAUUUCUGGGGGGUGUCCUGCGGCAGCAUCAAUGUCUGCUCAGAGACCCGGCCUAAAGCAGGACCUGCGGGGGGGCUGUCUGCGGUGCUGAGCUCCAGUGAGAAGCCGGUGGUAAAGGAAGCCCUGACCUCACUGUGCGGCCCGGACAAGCUGAUGUUCGCUUCUGGAGCCGGAUACAAGAUCCUGUGUGUCAUCCAGGGCCUGGCUGACGUCUACGUCCUGUCGGAGGGGAGCACCUUCAAGUGGGACUCCUGCGCCCCUCACGCUCUGCUCCGGGCCCUCGGAGGGGGGGUGGUGGACCUCCACAAGUGUCUGCAGUCCAGCUCAGGAGCAGAGGCAGAACUGACCUACCACCAGCCCCGCACUGAGUGCAAAGGAGCGGACCGCUGGGCCAACCAUGGCGGCCUGGUGGCGUACAGAGACUGUUCCCAGAUCAGCCGCAUCAUCGCCCCUCUGAAAGGCAAGCUGUAGCUGAACCAGCCAGGAUGUAACCAACACAAGCUGAAGCAGCUGUUGUUGCAUAUAUGAUCAUAUUCUUAUUUUCUGUAUACGUAGAAAGAGAAGGAUAAGGGUGCAGGAGGAAAUAUUUUAAACACAUAUUAUAUUGUCUUGUUUUAAAUGAGAUAUAUUUGCAAUAGAGCUGCAAGUAUUUUCUUACGAUUAAUCUGCCAGUUAUUUUCUAGAUUAAUCAUUCGGUCUAUAACGUGUCAAAAAAAAUCUACAUCCCAGUUUCUUUAAUGUCUUGUUCCGUCAGUCCAAAUCCCAAAGAUAUACAGUUUAAUGUAAUAUAAAACAGUUAGGAAAAUAUAUCACUAUAUUCGAGAGGCUAAAAUGGCUUUUCUGACAUUUUUGCAUGAAAAAUUACUAUAAAAACUAAUCGUUGCAGGUCUAGUUUUCAAGUGUUUCCAUAACAAGAUAAACAUCUGGUCUGGGCCAAAUAUGUUUUGGUUGUGGAAAUUCAAUGGGAAAACCCAUGCUAAUCAAUCAAAACCAAUAUCAUUUAAAGAUUCCUGUCUGGCUCUUUAGAUUUUGUCAAUUUGUCAAGGAAACCUUGUGUCUUUUUGAUAAAAAAGAAAAAGUGGAGGUCAAAUGGGGGACUGACAGAAAAAGAUUUUCAUCAUGACAGAUGAGUAGGACUUGUUAUGUGGGCCAAUGUGACAGACAGUUCAGACAAUCACAAGACUCUUUCAGGCAGUUUCACUUCUACCAUUAACCGGCUGUAGCUCUGUGACAAUCCAACAUGUCAGCUUCCUCAUGGCAGCUACAACACUGUAAGCCUUUUUGUGCAUCUAGUUUAGCUCAGACCUUGUUGAGCAUUUAUUAUAAUUAUGUAAGCUGUGUAAAAGUAUAUAUACAUUUGCUUAAAGACAGGUAAUCAUGCUAAAGUUAACAGAAGGAACAGUGCUCACUGCUGGACAGCUGAGGAACACUUCACUGCCAGAGGAACGGACAUCACAAGAUGCCUCCGACUCGUCUGAGGGAAUUAUCUUGGAUUCAAAGGAGUUUAAAUUGCAGUUAUAAUAGUCCUAUCACGUUUUUUUUCCAGCCCAUCUAGUCUUAAGGGUUAUAAUAAGUCAAGAGAAUCAAAUUGCCCCAUUCACAGUAAUCUGCACCUCUCUGAAACAACUCCUUUUAAGGAGCAGACGGCAACCUGCCCUCUCUCCAUGGCCAUAGCACCAUGAGUCAAUAAGGUCAGAGGAUGGAAAUUCCAUAUGAGGUAAAACAGUGACAAAGAGUGCUUUUCGGGUAGGGAUUACAGUCAAUUAAAUAUUAAAGGAUGAGAGGUUUAUAAAGUUAUCUUAAAGGUCCCAUGUCAUGGCCAUUUCUACUGAUCAUAAUUCCAUUGUUGAGGUCUACUAGAAUAGAUUUAUAUUGUGCAAUUUUCCAAAAUCACAUUGGUUUCAUACAGCAUCUCUGUAUAGUAUGUGUAUUCACUCUCUGUCCUAAACGGCUUG
Molecule: messenger RNA, 2852 nt
Organism: Trematomus bernacchii (emerald rockcod)
Lineage: Eukaryota; Metazoa; Chordata; Actinopteri; Perciformes; Nototheniidae
Gene: inpp1
Product: inositol polyphosphate-1-phosphatase
Exons: 6
Coding region: 244-1368 (374 amino acids)
Biological process (GO): phosphatidylinositol phosphate biosynthetic process
Molecular function (GO): inositol-1,4-bisphosphate 1-phosphatase activity
Source: RefSeq, a predicted model, not a curated record